AUGGCACACCCAAAACCACAAAUACUUCCGGCAGCAAAACCCGUAUUUGGCGCCCAUUUCGAUGCUUGGAAUUCAUCAGCUACAGGCCAUCAACGAGCAGAGGAUAAGUUGGGUGGCUCGACAGGAUGGAGAGAAUCUCGCGCAAUGAAGUUAGGCCAUCAGUUCAAGUCUGGAAAUACAGGUGGCAAAAGGAUUUCCGAUAAAUUUGGUGCAGGAUCUGAAGACUGGGAUGAGAAAGCGAAAGCCCUGAUUCCAAAAGGGGUCAAGACAAGAGCAAGACAAAGUGUCAGUGAGAUGUUGGUGGGGAAACCAGGCUUGCCAAUGAGCGCCGAAGAGCGAUUGAUGGAGAUGCGGAGACUCGAAGAUGAAACGAAAGUGGAAGAGGAGGAUCUAGCCCGAAAGUCUAGAGGCAUCUUUGAUGAGCUGGUCAUAUACAUAAACGGGAGUACAUAUCCAAUGGUCUCGGACCACAAGCUCAAGCACUUGCUGGCAGAGAAUGGAGCACGAAUGUCUAUGCAUCUGGGCAGACGCCAGGUCACACACGUUAUCUUGGGCAAACCUUCACAUGUAGGAAGUGGAGCUGGAGGUGGUUUGGCUGGCGGGAAGUUAGAGAAGGAGAUACGAAUGAUGGGUGAUUGUGGAGUUAAAUAUGUCGGUGUAGAAUGGUACGGAACUGCCGGCAUCCCCUGUUCGCGAAUUCAUCUAAUCAUUUGGCCAUGCAGGGUACUAGAAAGUAUUAAAGCUGGAAAAAGACUGCCCGAGACGCGAUUCUCGAACCUCAAGGUGGCUCCCAAAAGCCAGCAGAGCGUUUAUGGCAUGUUCAAGAAAACGGCCAACGUGGAUUAA
Sclerotinia sclerotiorum 1980 UF-70 is the source of this 846-nucleotide messenger RNA. RefSeq lists its product as hypothetical. The transcript has 2 exons. The record is from RefSeq and is a predicted model, not a curated record. Bases 1 to 846 code for a protein of 281 amino acids. NCBI's taxonomy places the organism in Eukaryota, Fungi, Ascomycota, Leotiomycetes, Helotiales, Sclerotiniaceae.